Coccinella septempunctata (seven-spotted ladybird) is the source of this 1873-nucleotide messenger RNA. Its product is annotated as maltase 1-like. NCBI's taxonomy places the organism in Eukaryota, Metazoa, Arthropoda, Insecta, Coleoptera, Coccinellidae. Gene Ontology annotation, biological process: carbohydrate metabolic process. Bases 34 to 1755 code for a protein of 573 amino acids. The record is from RefSeq and is a predicted model, not a curated record. The transcript has 6 exons.
UCAUAAACAGAUUUCGUUCGGAAGUGGGAAGUUAUGAUUUUAAAGACAGUCAUUUUUUUGACAUUUUUGGGUGUUCUGGUGAACACCAGAAGCCUUCAAGGAGACCAAAACUGGUGGAAACACGCGAGAUUCUACCAGAUCUACCCUAGGUCCUUCAAGGAUUCGAACAACGAUGGUGAUGGUGAUCUUCCUGGCAUCCUGGAGAAGCUUCCCCACCUUGUGGAUCUUGGUGCCAAUGGCGUUUGGUUAUCCCCUAUCAUGGAAUCUCCACAGGUGGAUCAAGGGUACGAUAUCAGCAACUACAUGAAGAUAGACCCAAGAUUUGGCACACUUGACGAUCUCAAAUUAUUGAUAGAGAAAGCACACGAGCAAGGAAUAAAAGUUAUAAUGGAUUUCGUGCCUAACCACACCAGCGAUCAACACGAAUGGUUCAAGGCUUCAGAAAACAGGACAGAAGGAUACGAAGAUUACUACGUUUGGGUGGAUGGUACGCCUGACAAACUACCGAAUAACUGGUUAAGCUCCUUCUCUGGAACUGCUUGGGAGUGGUCUGAAAAACGUCAACAGUAUUAUCUUCAUCAAUUUACCAUUCAACAACCUGAUCUCAAUUACAGAAAUCCUAAAGUCCACGAGGAGAUGAAGAAAGUCCUAAAGUUCUACAUGGAUCUUGGAGUGGACGGUUUCAGAAUUGAUGCCAUUUUAUGUGCCUAUGAAGACGAUAGAUUCCUCGAUGAACCUAGGUCCUACGAGCCUGAUGUUGAUCCAGAAAAUCAUGACUUUCUCGAUCAUAUUUACACUGAAAAUCAACCAGAGACUUAUGAACUUGUAUAUGAAUGGAGAAAAUUCGUCGAUGAUUACGUAGCUGAGAAUGGAGGAGAUUCCAAGGUUUUGAUGACAGAGGUCUAUGCUGAUCUCGACAAAACAAUUCCUUACUAUGGCUCAGCUGAUGGAAGUACCUUGGGAGCACAUUUCACCUUCAACUUCUUCAUGAUCCAAAAGUUCAAUCUCAACAUCUCAGAUGCGAAUGACCUGCAAAGAAUAAUAAACAAUUGGAUGGAUGCACUGCCAAGUAUUUACACAUCGAACUGGGUAAUAGGAAACCAUGACAACCGACGUUACCCAACCCGUUUGGGCAACGAAAACAAAGACGGUUUCAACAUGUUGGUCAGCCUCCUUCCUGGAGUCGCCAUAACAUACAACGGCGAGGAGUUUGGACAGGAAGAUGGCGAAGUUAAAUACGAAGAAGGUCAAGACCCUUCAGCAAGGGAUCCUGCAAUCUUCGAGAAGACCAGUAGAGACUUUGAACGCACCCCGUUACAGUGGGACAACACCACCAAUGCAGGUUUCAAUGAUGGCGCCAAAACCUGGCUGCCUGUCAGCGAGAAAUACCACCAAUUGAACCUGCAAAGCCAACUGGACGAGGGCCAGAUCAGUCACUACCAAAUCUACAAGGCUUUGAACAGAAAGAGGCAAGAAGACACUGCAAGACUUGGAAGUACCAACGUUUGGGCGUUAUCGAAUGAUUCCAUCGUUUUGAGGAGAUCGUACGAGGGUAAACAUAUUGCCCUUGCUUUCAAGUUGGGUUGGCAUGGUAACAACCAACCGGAAACUCUUCUGGUUCCUGGAGUUUCGUGUCAAAAUGGCACUGUAGCUGUUAGUAGUGUUGGAUCUCAGUACGAGAAAGGGCAAAUAGUAUCAGUGCAGAGUUUGGUUCUGCAACCCCACGAAGCAGUUGUCAUCGAUAUCACCUGCUGACUGAAAUCAAUGUGAUAAGUUUUUGUAUUCUCCUUUAUGGGAGUAGAUAAUGUUAUUUAGAUAAAUAGGAAUUGUGAUCAUUUUAUUUUGUUUUAAUAAAUAUGAAAUUCCAUAAGGA